Molecule: messenger RNA, 6315 nt
Organism: Cynocephalus volans (Philippine flying lemur)
Lineage: Eukaryota; Metazoa; Chordata; Mammalia; Dermoptera; Cynocephalidae
Exons: 1
Biological process (GO): virion assembly; DNA integration; proteolysis
Molecular function (GO): zinc ion binding; aspartic-type endopeptidase activity; RNA-DNA hybrid ribonuclease activity
Source: RefSeq, a predicted model, not a curated record
AUGGGACAAAAUAACUCUACCCCUCUCUCCCUCACUCUAGAUCACUGGAGGGACGUGAGAGCAAGGGCUCACAAUCUGUCCAUGGAAAUCAGAAAGGGAAAAUGGCGGACCUUUUGUUCCUCCGAGUGGCCCACGUUCGGUGUCGGGUGGCCGCCGGAAGGAACUUUUAAUGUCUCUGUCAUUUCCGCAGUUAAAAGGAUUGUCUUUCAGGAAAUCGGGGGACACCCGGACCAAGUUCCAUAUAUCGUGGUGUGGCAAGACCUCGCCCAGAGUCCCCCAUCAUGGAUGCCGCCCUCUGUCAAGGUCGCUGUCGUCUCCAGUCCAGAGAGGCCAUCCGCUCCUCCCCGACCCCCCAUCUACCCGGCAACAGACGACUCGCUCCUUCUCUCUGAGCCCCCGCCCUAUCCGGCAGCCCUGCCACCUCCCCUGGCCCCUCAGGCGGUCGGACCGGCGCCGGUCCAGGCGCCCGAUAUUUCCGAUCCUGAGGGACCAGCCGCGGGGACCAGGAGUCGCCGUGCCCGCAGUCCGGCAGACGACUCGGGUCCUGACUCCACUGUGAUUUUACCCCUCCGAGCCAUAGGACCCCCAGCCGAGCCCAACGGCCUAGUCCCUCUGCAAUAUUGGCCUUUCUCUUCAGCAGAUCUUUAUAAUUGGAAAUCUAAUCAUCCUUCUUUUUCUGAAAAUCCAGCAGGACUCACGGGGCUCCUUGAGUCUCUUAUGUUUUCUCAUCAGCCCACCUGGGACGAUUGCCAACAGCUCCUACAGAUUCUCUUCACCACGGAGGAACGAGAAAGGAUUCUCCUUGAGGCCCGCAAGAAUGUCCUGGGGGACAACGGGGCCCCUACUCAACUCGACAACCUCAUUAAUGAGGCCUUCCCCCUCAAUCGACCUCAGUGGGACUACAACACAGCCGCAGGUAGGGAGCGUCUCCUGGUCUACCGCCGGACUCUAGUGGCAGGUCUCAAAGGGGCAGCUCGGCGCCCCACCAAUUUGGCUAAGGUAAGAGAGGUCUUACAAGGACCGGCAGAACCCCCUUCGGUUUUCUUAGAACGCCUAAUGGAGGCCUAUAGGAGAUACACUCCGUUUGAGCCCUCUUCUGAGGGGCAGCAGGCUGCAGUUACCAUGGCCUUCAUCGGACAGUCAGCCCCAGAUAUUAGAAAAAAGUUACAGAGGCUAGAGGGGCUCCAAGAUUAUUCCUUGCAAGAUUUAGUGAGGGAGGCAGAAAAGGUGUACCACAAAAGGGAGACAGAAGAAGAAAGAGAAGAAAGAGAAAAAAAAGAGGCAGAAGAGAGAGAAAGGCGGCGCGAUAAGCGCCAAGAAAAAAACUUGACUAGGAUUUUGGCCGCAGUGGUAAGUGAAAAAGGUUUUAGAGAUAGGCAGACAGGGAAUCUGAGCAACCAGGCAAGAAAGACACCUAGGGAUAAAAGAUCUCCUCUGGACAAAGACCAGUGCGCAUACUGUAAAGAAAAGGGUCACUGGGCAAGAGAAUGUCCCCGAAAGAAAAACGUCAGAGAAGCCAAAGUUCUGUCCCUAGAUGACUAGGGGAGUCAAGGUUCGGACCCCCUCCCCGAACCCAGGAUAACGCUGACUGUGGAGGGGACUCCCAUUGAGUUCCUGGUCGAUACCGGGGCUGAACAUUCAGUUUUGACCCAACCCCUGGGAAGGGUAGGGUCCAGACGGACAGUCGUACAAGGAGCAACAGGGAGCAAAGUCUACCCCUGGACCACAAAGAGACUUUUAAAGGCUGGACAUAAACAGGUGACCCACUCCUUUCUGGUCAUACCCGAGUGCCCCGCCCCUUUGUUGGGUAGGGACCUCUUAACCAAACUAAAGGCCCAGAUCCAGUUUUCUGCUGAGGGCCCACAAGUAACAUGGGAAGACCGCCCUACACUGUGCCUGACCCUGAACCUAGAAGAAGAAUACCGGCUACAUGAAAAGCCAGGUCCCUCCUCUAUCGACCCAUCCUGGCUCCAACUUUUUCCCACUGUAUGGGCAGAGAGGGCAGGCAUGGGACUGGCCAAUCAAGUCCCACCAGUGGUAGUGGAACUAAGAUCAGGUGCCUCACCGGUGGCUGUUCGACAAUAUCCAAUGAGCAAGGAAGCCCGGGAAGGUAUCAGACCCCACAUCCAGAGGUUCUUAGACCUAGGGGUCCUGGUGCCCUGUCAAUCGCCCUGGAAUACCCCUCUACUACCUGUAAAAAAGCCAGGGACCAAUGACUAUCGGCCAGUCCAAGACCUGAGAGAAAUUAAUAAAAGGGUACAGGAUAUUCAUCCCACCGUCCCAAACCCUUACAGCCUUCUGAGUUCCCUUCCGCCCUGCCACACUUGGUAUUCAGUCUUAGAUCUCAAGGAUGCCUUUUUCUGCCUCAGGCUACACCCCAGCAGCCAGCCGCUAUUCGCGUUCGAGUGGAAAGACCCAGAAAAAGGUAACGCAGGUCAGUUGACCUGGACACGGCUGCCCCAAGGGUUCAAGAACUCUCCCACUCUCUUCGACGAGGCCCUCCACCGAGAUUUGGCCCCCUUUAGGGCCCUCAACCCUCAAGUAGUGCUACUCCAAUAUGUAGACGACCUCUUGGUGGCAGCCCCCACAUAUAGAGACUGCAAAGAAGGGACACAAAAGCUCCUACAGGAAUUGAGUAAAUUAGGGUACCGGGUAUCGGCUAAAAAGGCCCAGCUCUGCCAAAGAGAGGUCACCUAUCUGGGGUACCUACUCAAGGGGGGAAAAAGAUGGCUGACCCCGGCCCGAAAGGCUACUGUUAUGAAAAUCCCCGCUCCCACGACCCCCAGACAGGUCCGUGAAUUUCUGGGCACUGCAGGAUUCUGCAGGCUCUGGAUCCCUGGGUUUGCUUCCCUAGCUGCACCCCUGUAUCCCUUAACAAAGGAAAGCAUCCCUUUUACCUGGACUGAGGAACAUCAAAAAGCUUUUGACCACAUAAAAAAAGCCUUGCUGUCAGCCCCCGCUUUGGCCCUCCCAGACCUCACCAAACCAUUUACUCUAUACGUAGAUGAGAGAGCCAGUGUGGCCCGGGGAGUGCUUACUCAGACUUUAGGACCCUGGCGGCGGCCAGUAGCUUACCUAUCAAAAAAAUUGGAUCCGGUGGCUAGCGGGUGGCCAACCUGCCUGAAAGCGGUUGCAGCCGUGGCACUCCUUCUCAAGGACGCUGAUAAGUUAACCUUGGGACAGAAUGUGACUGUGAUUGCUCCCCAUAGCCUCGAAAGCAUUGUGCGGCAGCCCCCCGACCGGUGGAUGACCAAUGCCAGGAUGACUCAUUAUCAGAGCCUGCUGCUAAAUGAAAGGAUAUCGUUUGCACCCCCUGCCAUCCUGAACCCAGCUACCCUCCUACCAGUCGAAUCGGAAGCUACCCCAGUACACAGGUGCUCAGAGAUCCUCGCCGAAGAAACUGGAACUCGACGAGACCUGAAAGACCAGCCAUUGCCCGGGGUGCCAGCCUGGUAUACGGACGGUAGCAGUUUCAUCGCGGAGGGUAAGCAGAGAGCAGGGGCCGCCAUCGUAGAUGGCAAGCGGACGGUGUGGGCAAGCAGCCUGCCAGAAGGUACGUCAGCCCAGAAGGCCGAACUAGUGGCUUUGACGCAGGCAUUACGCCUGGCCGAAGGAAAAAACAUCAACAUCUACACCGACAGCAGGUAUGCUUUUGCCACUGCUCACAUUCAUGGGGCAAUAUAUAAACAGAGGGGGUUGCUCACUUCUGCGGGAAAAGACAUUAAAAACAAGAAAGAAAUUUUGGCCCUGCUAGAGGCCAUUCACCUCCCUAAGCGGGUCGCCAUUAUCCACUGCCCCGGCCACCAGAGGGGAAAUGACCCUGUGGCCACCGGGAACCGGAGGGCCGACGAGGCUGCAAAACAAGCCGCCCUGUCGACCAGAGUGCUGGCAGAAACUACAAAACCUCAAGAGCUAAUCGAACCCGCCCAGGUUAAGGCCGAGCCAAGAGAGCUCACCCCUGACCGGGGAAAAGAAUUUAUUCAGCGGUUGCAUCAGUUGACACACUUGGGACCAGAAAAGCUUCUCCAAUUAGUAAACCGCACCAGCCUCCUCAUCCCGAACCUCCAGUCUGUAGUUCGCGAGGUCACCAGUCGGUGUCAGGCUUGUGUCAUGACUAAUGCGGUCCCAACCUACCGAGAGAUCGGAAAGAGACAACGAGGAGAUCGACCCGGCGUAUACUGGGAGGUAGACUUCACAGAGGUAAAGCCUGGCCGGUAUGGAAACAGGUAUCUGCUGGUAUUCAUAGACACUUUUUCCGGAUGGGUAGAAGCUUUUCCUACCAAAACUGAAACGGCCCUGACCGUCUGCAAAAAGAUAUUAGAGGAAAUUCUACCCCGCUUCGGGAUCCCUAAGGUACUCGGGUCAGACAAUGGCCCAGCCUUUGUUGCUCAGAUAAGUCAGGGACUGGCCACUCAACUGGGGAUAAAUUGGAAGUUACACUGUGCGUAUAGACCCCAGAGCUCAGGUCAGGUAGAAAGAAUGAACAGGACAAUCAAAGAGACCUUAACCAAAUUAGCCUUAGAGACCGGUGGAAAAGACUGGGUGGCCCUCCUUCCCUUAGCGCUGCUCAGAGCCAGGAAUACCCCUGGCCAGUUUGGUCUAACUCCUUAUGAAAUUCUCUAUGGGGGACCACCCCCCAUACUCGAGUCUGGAGGGACAUUGGGUCCCGAUGAUAAUUUUCUCCCUGUCUUAUUUACUCAUUUAAAGGCUUUAGAAGUUGUGAGGACCCAGAUCUGGGACCAGAUCAAGGAGGUGUACAAGCCCGGUACCGUGACAAUCCCCCACCCGUUCCAGGCCGGAGACCGAGUGCUUAUCAGACGCCACCGACCCAGCAGCCUUGAGCCUCGGUGGAAAGGCCCGUACCUGGUGUUGCUGACCACCCCGACCGCAGUAAAAGUCGACGGUAUCGCUGCCUGGGUCCAUGCUUCUCACCUCAAGCCUGCACCACCCUCGGCACCAGAUGAGUCUUGGGAGCUGGAAAAGACUGAUCAUCCUCUUAAGCUGCGUUUUCGGCGGCGGCAGAACGGGUUGGAGUGAAAACCCUCACCAGCCUGUGACCCUCACCUGGCAGGUACUGUCCCAAACUGGGAACGUUGUCUGGAAGACAGAGAAAGUCCAGCCCCCUUGGACUUGGUGGCCCAUUCUUACACCUGAUGUAUGUGCCCUGGCGGCCGGUCUUGAGUCCUGGGAUAUCCCAGGAACCGAUGUAUCAACCUCUAAGAGAGUCAGACCCCCUGACUCAAACUAUGAAAAUGCUUAUAGACAGAUCACCUGGGGAGCCAUAGGAUGCAGCUACCCUAAGGCUAGGACCAGAAUGGCAAGUUCCACCUUCUACGUGUGUCCCCGGGAUGGCCGGUCCCUUUCAGAAGCUAGAAGGUGUGGAGGGUUAGAAUCCCUGUAUUGUAAAGAAUGGGGUUGUGAAACCACGGGGACUGUUUAUUGGCAACCUACGUCCUCCUGGGACCUCAUAACUGUAAAAUGGAAUAACACAGAGCGAUCAUGGGGUGCCCUACUGGCAACCUGUGAAAAAACCGGCUGGUGUAACCCCCUUAAAAUAAAUUUCACAGAACAAGGACGGCAAUCCAAAGAGUGGAUAAUAGGAAAAACCUGGGGAUUGGGAUUCUAUGUGUCUAGAUAUCCGGGCGUACAGUUGACCAUUCGGUUAGAGAUCACCAGCAAGCCAGCUGAGACAGUGGGCCCCAACUCCGUCCUUGCGAAACAAGGACCCCCUAACAAAAACCCCCCUUCCCCAACGAGGGAAGCGCCGCCCAUCUCUCAACCCUCGGCGGCUCCUAGCCAAGUCCCCACGGUACUGGAGGGAAGUGUUGUCCUGAACACCCUGUCUCCCACCACGGGCGACAGACUCUUUGGCCUUGUGAGGGGGGCCUUCCUAGCCUUAAAUGCCACCGACCCAGACGCCACGAAGUCUUGCUGGCUCUGUUUGGCCUUGGGUCCCCCUUAUUAUGAAGGAGUUGCCUCCUUAGGAGGGGCCUUCACUUAUACCUCCAACUAUACCCAGUGCCGCUGGGAGAGCCAAGGAAAGCUUACCCUCACUGAGGUCUCAGGACACGGGUCGUGCAUAGGAAAGGUGCCCUCUACCCAUCAGCAUCUUUGCAACCAGACCCUACCCAUCAACUCCUCCACGGAACAUCAGUACCUGCUCCCCACCAACCAUAGCUGGUGGGCCUGCAGCACCGGCCUCACCCCCUGCCUCUCCACCUCAGUUUUUAAUCAGUCUAAAGAUUUCUGUAUCCUGAUCCAGCUGGUCCCUCGCAUCUAUUACCAUUCUGAAGAAACUUUGUUGCAGGCCUAUGA